AAAAGUAAAAAAUUCCUUAGCUACAUUAAGAAACACGUUUGACCAAAUAUUAAAUCUAGCUGAAAGUCUUAGACCCUUGGGUACUAGUUGUUACAUUGAUAUAAAACAUAAUUACGUCGUUUUACAAUCAUUGUUAUUAAAUAAUAAACUAAAUAGAAAGUUUUUUAAUGCCGUCAGAAAAAUUAGACAAUAUAACGAAAUUAUACAGUUUAAUAAAUUUGGUGAUAUUCCAUCUUCUGAUAUUGAUGAAUUAGAUGGUAUGGAUACAGAUAAUCUAGAGAUUCAAAUCCUGAGUGGAGAUGGAUUAUACAAUAAAAACGACCGUAAGACAUGUUCAUUGGGCUUUUGGGCAAAAUCAAAUGACUUAAAAUUCGAUUACAUUGUAACAGCAGGACAUUGCUCUCGGAAUAUUACCCAUCAUAGAACCUUUUUUUACUAUCGUCCAUGGGAUACAAAGAUCCAUAGCACUUAUAUUGGAUAUAUGAAACUUCAAGAAUCUCAUCCGUUAGAUGUUGGCUUAAUCUUUGUAGAUAACGAUAAAAUUAUCAACCAUAUCAACACGAAAAUGAAUUCAACAUUGAUUAUAAGAAAUACUGAUUCCAAACAAAAUGAUGAAUUGAUAAUUUAUGAUGACAUAGCUGUAUCAAGUCAUGGUGCUCAUAUAUGUAAGUCUGGUCACACUACGCAUGUUACUUGUGGAUACGUAAUUGGGUUCAAUGGAUUUUUUACAAAUUUAAAAAAAGAACUCAAAUCUUCAAUAACCUUUUCAAGCGCGAUAUCUGGUCACGGUGACAGUGGAGGGAUUGUAUUUUCUUAUAAACGAGAUUUAAAAUAUGUGAGCUUAAAUGGCAUACACGUUACGGGUAGUCCUCAAGGAUAUUUACCGGUAGAAAUAAUUGUUAGAUCGUUUGAAUUAAAGCUUAUGUGGAAAUACUAG
Ambispora leptoticha is the source of this 937-nucleotide messenger RNA. Lineage: Eukaryota; Fungi; Glomeromycota; Glomeromycetes; Archaeosporales; Ambisporaceae. The record is from the annotation of a GenBank genome assembly.